AUGAAACAAAUACCGUUCCCCUAUGCCCUGAAUAUCGGCACCGACAUCGUCCACCUGCCCCGCAUAACCCGCCUCCUAACCUCACGCCCCAACUACCUCUCCCGCUUCACGCAGCGCAUUCUCAGCGACGCCGAACAACGCGACUUCCACAGACGCUUCAAGGGAAUCACCCAACUCUCCUCCCAGAAUUCCUCUAAACCUACAUCCGCAUCUGCAUCCACAUCUGCAUUUACCUCUACCUCCGCCUCCAUGUCCGCGUCCACGCGCUCCGCACCCAUAACCCCCGAAAUAACGCGCUGGCUCGCCGGCCGCUUCGCCGCCAAAGAAGCCGCGCGCAAAGCAUCGCCGGCGGGCGCGGCCUCGAUUGGGUGGAAGGAUGUUAUCGUGAGGGUUGAGGAGGAUGUGAGAAAGUCAACUGCUCCAAUGGGUGGUGCUGUUGAUGGGCACACUGCGGUGGAUGGGACGAGUCGGAGGCCGGAGAUCGUUUAUGUCGGUGGUGGCGAGGAGAGGGUUGCUAGACUGUCUAUUUCACAUGAUGGGGAUUAUGUGGUUGCUACUGUUCUUGCGGCGGGGUGA
Molecule: messenger RNA, 576 nt
Organism: Penicillium waksmanii
Lineage: Eukaryota; Fungi; Ascomycota; Eurotiomycetes; Eurotiales; Aspergillaceae
Product: holo-ACP synthase
Exons: 1
Coding region: 1-576 (191 amino acids)
Molecular function (GO): magnesium ion binding; holo-[acyl-carrier-protein] synthase activity
Source: RefSeq, a predicted model, not a curated record